AUGGGCCUCUCACUUAUCAACAUCCUCAGCGACGUCAAGAACAGCAGCACAUCACCCCCGUUCCCUCCUCCAGAGACGAUUGUGAACUUUUCUUUUGAGUUCGCCGUUUUUGAAAAGAGGUUUCAUUGGAUGACAAUCACCUUGGACGAGGCCAGUGACAGUGUUUCUGCACUCGUUAGCGCAUUCAAACAAUACGACCACCGGCUCACGGAGGCACGCGCAUGGAUUCAACGUUCCGAGGUGGUUCUUCGAGAAAAAACGGAGAAUGUGGGACAGUCGAGGUCUCUAGAUGAGGAGGAUGCCAAGAAGCACCUAUUGGUGAUUCAGAACCUGGUUUCAGCGUUCAGUGAUGGGAAAAGACUGGUGGACGUCGUGGAAGGCGUAGCCUCGGAUCUAUUAACAUGUGCUGUGGAGACCAAUCGCUGGGUAGUGAAUAUUCGCCACGUACUCCAACUUUCGUCUACACGCUCCCACGACGUAAAUGCCGGAGCCAUUCUGCCGAACUUUCGUGUCACCCUUCUGGAGACCGGCGAGGAGCUUCGACAGGACCUCGGGAAGUACUUCGUCAGCCUCAGCACACUGAACGAGGAAGCUGAAGUGCGACUUGCUAAAUGCUCCACAUUCAGUGACAACUGCUCGCGGUUUGUCGAGUGGCUCACCACCUCGGAAUCCGAUUGGUGCAUUCCGCCGGUGGGUGAAGUUGACUCCGUGGCCUUAAGCAGCGACGAUGGGAACAAAUUUUUAUCGGAAAAGCAGGCCUUGGCGUCCAUUUACAGGCAACGACUUUUGGAUGUACGAGUUCACGAAACCGUCCUUCAGGAGUUGUUCGUGUCAGCGGGGAUCGAUUAUGAAAGUGACGUGAGUGCAGUCGAGGCGGAAGAUCGUGCGGACCUUAUUCGACUUCUUGACGUCAAACAGCGGUUCAAUUGGCUUCAUAGCUGCGCGGCUAACCGUGUCACUUUAAUGGAAGACGCAGUAAAAAAAGCCGAGGAGAUGGAAACCCGAAUCCAGGCGUUCCAGUCAGCCGUUCAAAACACACGCAGGCAGUUAACAAGCGUGGAGUGGGACGUUGUGGAGUUGUCCACCUGGGAACGCCUGAAGCCGUCUGCUUCGGAGCCUGUCGUGGAGGUAGUCGAAGAGGUCAUUCACCAGCUCUCCGGCAGUCUUCAAACGCUUACUCGACUUUCACAUGACCUUGAACAAGCCGUUGAAACGAUCGACGACAUUCCAACUUCGCCACGUCUCAACGAAGAUGCUAAAACAGCUCUACCCAACAAGUUGCGAACUCUUCGAGUUUACAUUGAGAAGUACAUUAAAUCGUCGAUUGCUUUUGCAAAUUCUUACCGGACGUUAGUUGACAGUCUUAGCAAAGUAGAUGCCCGCAUUUCAGAAAAGGAAUAUCUUUCUAAAUACACCUCUCUUGAUGUGUGCCGACUAAACAGUGAGGAAUGGACAUCGCUUCGAGAUGAGAUCCAAGAUGAGCUGUCGGUUUGUUUGCAGCUGGAGCAGGAUCUACGAGAUGAGAAAUUUGAGACCAAAUUUAGUGCUCUUCGGGGGAGAUUCGACGACUUCUUGGCUUCCCUAAGAGCCAUUGUCGCCACAUCUACGUCGCAGUGUUCGGCUACCCGAUUGUUCGAGGCUCAAAUCCUCAGGCUUACUGAAAUGCUCCAGGUCUGCACGAAGACUGUCACGAAUCUGCGUGACGACCUCGAUGCGCAGCUGAGGAAGGGCGAUCUUUACCACGACGUGCUGAAUUCGUGUCAAAGUCGACUUGACGAGAUCGAAGCAGACCUAGUUGGCACUCUGGACUCGGCGACCCUCCGUGGGGACAUGAAGAUCUGGCUUGCGGACACCCAAGACCUUGUCUGCAAGGUGACGGCAAUCGAGAGUCACCUCUGUGACUUCCAGACCAAGGAUCUGGAGAGCCUGGUGUUGGCGGCUCAGUCGAGUGAUGAAUUUCUGCCUCUGUCAACUCAAGCUCUCCAGGAUCGUUGGAGCGAACUGGUUACACGAGCAAUUAAUGCACGCGCAGCUGCCGAAUCGUCCCUCAGCGUAAUCCAAGAUGCUACCGAGGCGUUCAAGGACAUGAUUAGUUGGAUCGGGGAGGCUCAAGAACGUUUGAAUUCGAUUUGCGUCAAAUCAAUUGAGUCUCCUGGUAGCUUCGACGUUGAAAUUAAUGAACCGGGAUUUUUAAUCGACAGCUGGAGUGGAUUUGUCGAGACAAGGUCGUCACGACUGUCCAAACUCACGAAGCUCCACGAAGAAGCCGUGUCGCGACGAGCAGCAAUCCUUUCGACUACGGAAGGAUUAGGCAAACUGAAGGGUCCAUCUCCACCGAGAGCCGAUCCAUCGGCUAUUCGUGCCAUGGAGCUGGAAUUGGCUGACGCUUAUGCCGAUUUGAUGGAGCGCUGUCAGACAGUGCUCAGUGGCGAACAGGAGGUCCUCAAAGGAACUCAAGCCGCUCUCGAAGACGCCACUUCCGCUCUGAACGCCGUGGAGAGUCUUUCGGAUCGGGCGAACAGCCUAAUUUUUGGUGACGAAGUUGGCGCGUCUCUGGAAUGGAGACAGGUCUGUUUCAGGGACUUCCUGUCCAUUGAAAUGUCCACGGUUCGAGAGUUAGUGGAUCGAUCGACAAAAUGGGUCGUCACGCUGCCCGAAGUUGAUAGCCGCUUCGCAGAGGCGAUUUCGACGAAGAUGUUGAGCGAAUUGGCGAGGAUUGAGGAGAGAGUGGUUGGACGCGUGGACGCUAUGGAACAGUUUUCGCGACAUCUGAAGGAAGUUACUGAACAUAUCACUACUGAAGAGACCUGGCUUCGUGAAUUUACUCCCAACAGGGAUUUCUCCUUCAAGAAAGGGCCCAACACUCUGGCGGAAAAACGUGAUUUGGCACGCCACCUUGAGGUAGGUCUUUUCUGCUUAUUCUGCCUUGGUGAAUGCGCAUUUGUCCUCCCACCAGAACUCACUUCUCGCCUCCAGAACCUGCGUCAAAGUCUAGUACUUCAACGUCAAACGGUCACCAACCAAAGGCAGCGUUGGAUUCAAGCAGGAGACCAGCACGCAGCCUUCGUGGCGAACCUUUACUCCGCCUGUGACCACGCAAAUUUGCUUGCAAUCGAAGUCCAGAAGUACUGGGUCACCUUCCAGGACGUCUGCAAGGACAAAUCUUCUAGUCUGGAUAUGAUUUCAUGGACUAAAGAAGCUGUUCUACAGCGUGAUGAACUAGUCAAACUGUCGGAGACGGUAAAACAGCUUAACCACCAAUUUCCUAGUGUUCGCGCGACAACAGGUUGUGAUAGACAAAGUCGGCUAGACGCCGAGCUGGACGCAUUGCGCAGGUUCUUGGAUGGCUUUGCAGAGGCAACGGACCGACGCUGGUCAUUACUUGAUGCCCUUCAACUCCAAGUUGGUGAAUUUAACCGAGCUGUCCAGCGAUUUUCACGUAAUUUUGAGAGCUUUACUGCAGACUUUAUCCAAGUGCUGUGCUCGUCGGUUGAACCAUCAAGCUCAACACUAUGGAAGUUGCUUCAGGAAGCUGGAAUCAGUCUCUCCUCGGAUUACGAUAGUCUUCAGAAAGCGACGCGUGCCUUAGAGGCUCUGGUGAAUCAGGCCCGCUCUGACAACACGGUGGUACCGACAGUGGAGAAGGUGGAAGAUGCGGAGGUUGACGAUGAAAUUCAGUGGAAUGCGAAAGGAAUUCGACAAACAGUGGACCCUCCUGAGGAUAGAACUCUGGACUUGCUCAAGACAAUCGACGAAAUGGCUGAAAAUCAAACAUCACUGAUAGGUUCCAUAACGAACCUUCACGAAGCAGCCCAACGGCUAUCCGAUGCGCGGAGGCAUCACAGCCAAUCACGCAAGGCCUGUAAAGAGUGGAUCUCAGAGGCUUCGAAGCGGUUGGCCACGUGCAAAGGAACCACAGUCGACCAUGUGUCUCCUCACUUCGUAUCUCUGGAGCAAAAGAUCGGCCAUCUUCGAAUCCGUCACCAGAAUAUCGAGGUACAGAUGAGUGUUGUAUUUCGUGCAUCACUAGCAGAGGCGCACGUUGGGAAUCAGACGAAAUUCGACGCUAACGAGACGAACGAGGCCAACCUUGUUGCCUGCCACGCGUGUCUUUUGCAAGCUCUGAACGAGGAAUGUGCGCGUCGCAAGAUAACUGCGACUUUUCCUUCGCCUAACGAUUGUCUAGACGCCGCCACUUUAAAAAGCGACUGGCGUGGCCUUCUGGAGGAUAUCCAGCACCUUAAAAAGUCGAUAGCUAAUCGAAUAUCGGAAUGCGAGGAGGCGUCCAAUGCAGUGGUUUGGAUGUCGGAUUGGAUAAGGGGUCUGGAACGGAGGAUAGCAGACAGCGAGGUGACCUCAUUCGACAGCUUCCAGCUCCCGUCAUUCCGACGAAGCCAUAAUCUACGGCCCUAUGUACAAGAACUUCAAACUCUUCAGAUGCUUGCGAAGUGCCAACAAGAAGUUUUACAGUUUUGGCAGCAAAUAUUUGCCAAAGCACCUGACAUUGCCUUUUUUCCUGAUCUCCAGGCUAUGUAUGCCGAAAUCGAGGUCCGACGAUCCGAAUUCGAUCAAUUUGCGGGAAAAGUUGUCGUUGUUCAAUCAGACUCCGACCCAGUUACGCAAAAUUUUCGCCUCCGUCUUGAGGCUGCAACCAAAACUGUUCAGGACUGUCUCCAGCAGAACACAUCUGGUGCCGAUUUGCUCAACCAAGUUUGCACAGACCUCGUGGCGUAUAAUGACUGGGUCAGUGAGGUUCAGCAACUAGCUGCCUCGAAUAACGUCUCCAUGCCGACGCUGCUAGGCCUUGAGUCCAGGCCGGGUGUGCGCAAGGGUCAAGACCGAGUCUGCGCCCUCUCCGCCUCUAUCGAUCAGUUGGCCGUGGGGUGUCGCUCGGCUAUGGACAACAUCUGCCCCCUCGGCACGGCCUGCUCGUUUUCCUCCGAAAUCCUCUCUGAUCUCACUGGAGCUUGGAAGCUUGUUAGCGACCAGCUUCCACUGGUUCGACAAAAGAGCCAAAACGAGGCCAGUGCUUUGGCAGAUUUCAGGAGUGACUUCGGGGAAGUGAAGGCAUGGCUGGUCGAAUCUCAGGCGGCACUGCAAAUCAUUCGAACCGACCUACAGCUUAAUUACAGCCGAGGCGUCGAAAGCUACUCGAAGGAGUUGAGUAAGCAGGUAUCUCCGUCGCCUUCGGUGGAAGCUGCGACCGAGUGUGUGACCUUGUACCUUUCAAAGAAGGAAAAGUUGGCUUCGGAGACGGCUGCAAUGGUGAAUCGUGUUAGCAUGAAGAAUCGUGAUUUUGACGGACUCCUCGAAAAACUUCGAAAACUUCGCUUCUUGAACAUCGAGACCACGCAACAAUUUGCCGUAGACGUCGAUGAUCUUAUCAACCAGUACUCGGAGUUGCGUACACAAGCUAAACAGGCGUCUGAACAAUCAAACGACGUCCUGUCGUGUCACCUGAACUUCCUGUCCACCUCGAAGACCUUUCGAAUUUGGCGCGAAGAGCUCAGCCAAUCGUUGCUUAGCGUUUCAGAUUUUUCAGGCGAUCGAUACACGCUCUUGGCAAGAUUUGAUUGGUUCAACCACAUCGAAACUCUCCGCCAGAAGGGAGACGCGAAGUCGACCGAUCUAAAAGAUGUCUGUCUUCGCUGUUUGGCGACGUCACCUUCCGAGGUCUUGCCGGCUCUGCUGGCGAUUUCAACUCACCACCUGAAGGAAUUCCAGAGCCUCUACGAUGAAGCCGUUGGUGUCCACCGUCGUUUUUCAUCCAUCCUCGCAGCUUUGGAACAACUUGAUUCCAAGGCGACUGAAGUGGAUAGGUGUCUUCUUCGCUUUCAGGACCACCUUGCAAAGUAUGAGACGCCAUUUUCAGAAAACCUACAGACCCUUCACAGCACCGUGGAUGUUCUUUCACAAGCACUCGAUGCUCUCAACGGAGCAGCUAAUGAGAGUGCGACAGAUCCAGGGCUCUGUUCGGAAGCUUCAGCUUUGAGAAAGAAGUUUGCUGAACUUUCGAAGCAGCAUACGAAUCUCAAAUCCAUCCUUGAAGACAUUCCAGUUGAAGAAGAUCCCAGCGCAGUUUCAACAGUCGCUCAGCGGGAGAAGAGUCUUGACGACCUCGCCACAACCAUAGAGAGAAUGCGUUCAGCCUGGCAGAAGGCGUCAAGUUUGUAUAGCGCGUUCUCCAACGAGAGCCAGGUGCUAGGCAGGGUAGCCGAAGAGUUUGCUUCGCGUGUGGAAGCCUUUGUGAAAGAGGAGGCCACAUCUACCACAGUUGUUAGUGUGAGCGAGUUGAUGAGCAGGUGUGGUCAGUGGAUGGAUGAACAUGACACCUUUCCACAAGAAUUAAAGCGGGUGAAGAGUAAACUGGCUUUGUUGACACCCUGCACGACCAACGCGACCCUUCUCGAUCUACAAAGUGAGCUCACGCGCUAUUGGACCCAAUAUGUUGCCGCUCAGCAAUUGGGCAGGUCUUUGGUUAGGCGUCUGGAGGAACGAAUCGACACAGAUGCAAGAUUGAAGGCUGAUCUGGCCAAUUGCGAUUCAGCACUAUCUGAAGCCGAAAAUGAGCUCCAGCGAUUGGCUACCUCUGAUCUCUUUUUAUUGGAGCUUCCCUUGCCAAAGCCGCUCAUGCUUGCUACUACACCAGUGUCUGAAUUGAGUUUCAAUUUCGCGAAAUUUUCAACCGUGGUUGGUGAUUUUGUGAGCACACAAGGGCAGUCAGUUAGUAAACAAAACGAACUCCUGUCCGACUUUUUGGCAAAGCUCGCUAGCCGAGAGAAAGAGAUCGACGAUCUGAUGAACCAACCUCUUCUCGAAGACAACGCCUUCGAGAUUACAAAAGCCACUGUGGGAAGCCGUUUAAAACGCCUUGUUGAACAGGCGAGACAAUCACGAGAAGAAGGAAAUGCCACUGAGGCUCUUAGUGUUGAUGUCAAAACGACGAUAACAAAGACAGUCGACGAACUGGCUUCGACGAUAGAGGGCUUCGUUCGUGCAGAGGCCGACUCUCGACAGAUCUCGGAUGACAUGGAGACGAAGUUGGAGAACAUUCGCGAGAAGCUAGGAUUCGUUUCAAAGCAACUGAACAAAGACGCACCACUUCUAACCCAGAUCAGGUCAGCUUAUCAAAGGCUUCCAGUGACCAAACAGAAAUGGAAGAUUCACGCUAAUAUGCUUAACCUGUUAGCUGAUGAAGUUGACGGUCUUCGUGGACGAGUGGACGACUUGAACGCCACAAUUGGCGCAGAGAUCAAAGAGCUGACACGAAUUACCAGUCUCCAGAUACAGUUAUCGGAUCUUCAUUCAGCGCACGUCGCAAAGCUGGAGGGAAUUUUAGUCAGUUUGAACCAACCACUGUCAAGCCUCGAGGCUACCUCUGAGGAGGAUCUGAUGUCUCAAUUUAGUGCACUCGCUGCCUCCGUAAAGGCCUCCAACGAGGAUCUGCAGUCCUCCACCACUGAGUACAACCGUAAAUGCAACAUUGUCUUGUCGAAUCUGGCGGAUGCGGUGGUGAAUUACUCUUCCCACCGUCGUCAGCCUGUUGGAAUGCUGGUCACUCGAAUAGGCCACCUGCGGGUCACCUUCGAGGAGACAGAACGACAGGCAGAAAAGUUGGCAAGGGACCUUGCUGAGGAGCUGGAAAGGUGGGAGGAGUUUCUCUCAAGGCUGCGAAGACUUCGUCAGUGGAUACGUGCGCGCGAAUCUGAUUUCCAGGUGUUCUCCACGGCGACUUCCGUGGUUGAACGCAUGAAUGGCUUGCGGAGUCUUGAAGAGACCAUGGCAAAGACGGGCAGACCGAUGCUCGACGAGGCUUCAGCCUCAGGUCGCACUCUUGUGUCCCUUCGGCCGAAACUAACCAUCGUUGGUACCGCAACCACUGCCAUUUCCGACCGUUACGAAGCAUUGGUGAAAGCCAUUUCUGAGGUGCAGAGCCAAAUAAAAGGCACAGUUGUGAAAGAAGAGGAAGUGAAGCGAGAUGGCCAGUCCUGCGCUGGCAUGCUAGACCAUAGAGAAGAGCAAUUAAAGGAGCUGUGUAGGCUGCCAAUUAUUGUGUCUGCGGCAUCUUCAGCCGUGUCAGGAAUCAAAGAACGUCUCCAGAAAUUGGGUGAAUUUCUGGACGACCUCGAAGACCUCAAGUCCACGCACCUUCGUCCACUCGAUGAACGUGUUCAACAGAUGCGAACUCAACUCGACGCGUGCAGUUUCGAUCAAUCUGAAAUCAGCAGUGUGGUAUUGACGACCUCGGGUUUGUGGGAACAGUUUUCUCGCCUCUGUGAAAAUGCGUCUUCAGCCAUCGUGGAAUUGAACACCUUCCUCAAAGCUUGUAAUUCCUUUUACAAAGUUGCCGAGGAUGCAAAAUCGUGGCUUGAUUGCCAAAAGGAGGCUUAUGUUGUGUUGGAUCAAGAAGUAUCUGAUAUAGAUUGUAACGAUAUACGAGAAUUGACCGACCGACUGGCAAAACGGGCAAACGACAUGCACAAAUUCUGUAUGGACUUGCAUUCCAAUGGAGAAAAUUAUCUGACUAAGUGUACUUCUGAAUGUUCUCGUCUUAUUAACGCCGCUCGGUCAGUUAGCAAGUUCCUCGUGCAGAACAACUCGUCCCAGGUUCUUAAUCAGGAAAACCUCAUAUCGGCAUUACAGUCACGCUACCAAUCACUUAGUGAGCGAUCUGCUAAACGGAAGGAUGAGAUAUCGGCUCUCCUGUUUGCUCUUACGGCUUACGACGAGUUGUUCACCAGUCUCCAGUCGUGGCUCAUGUCAGUUGGGAACGAGGAGGCGUUGGAGGGCGCUGAUGAUGUGGCAAAGGAGAUGGCUCUCUGGUCGACGCCUCCCAGCUACCUGACAAUCAGGUCAAGCAACCUUCUUUUUCAACUCACCCAGGCUCAUGAACGCGUCGGCCAGAUUGGUGAAAAACAGGCCCUCCUUGAUGCUCUGUUGUGGCGCUCCAAUCGCCUGUUGGAGGAGCACGGGUCUUCCGGAAUAACUCGAUUCGCUGCCCAUCGAGCAGGUGCAUUGUCGCGCCAAUUCGUGGAGCUUGCUACGCGUGUUAAGCACCAAAUCGAACAGAAGUCGAUGUGCCUCAGAGGCAUCGAAAAACUCCAGGAGGCCAGAGAUUGUUAUUCUGCCUGGGAAAAGGGCAUUCGAGCGGACCUCGCACAAGCUCGUCAUGAAAACACAGCUGACAAAGUGCUGGCAGCCACAAAACGAAUCACCGAGUCUGUGGAUAUGGGUGAUGUGCUCUUAGACACCUGUCGUCGAUGGGCUCUAAGUGUCCAGUCAGAUGCCUUAGGCUCCCCCGCCGUGGAACCAUCUCUGGUCCAAGAUCUCAUGACCAGUUACGCGGCUCUGAAGAGCCUCCUAUUCCAAGAAGUGCAAAAGGCAGAAAGACAACUAACACAGUACCAAUCUAAGCAGCUUCAAAUAGCAUCACUGUCUUCCUGGCUCGACGGCGCUGAAGCUAGUCUUCAGGAGGUCAUCACCUCAAUAUUUUCCCCGCCUCCUCCAGCUAGAAUGAGUGGUGGUAAUUCCUUCCUGUCUAUUGUGAUCUUCUGCGAGCAAACUGCCACGAAGGCGUUGUCAGAGCUGUGCGCCCUGCAAUCGGAGUGUUCCAGCAGAGAUCCUGUUGAUGAAGAUGCGCAACUCAUCUCGCGUUUCCACGCAUUCAAGGUUAAACUGGCUCAGUGCACUAAGGAGGUAGAGGAACGCGUCAAAGAACUAAGCGCCUACCGAGAAUCAAGCGAGCUGGUUGCGCUUCGACAACAGCUAACUCUUGAACGGUACAUUCAAGCCACUGGAGAAAACUGUCCGACUCCAGAGACAACCUCACAACUCCAGGACCCUCCCACGACUAUUCUCGAUGCCCUUCUCUCACCAUACGAUGCACAGCGUCGUCUGACGGUGCUCCAAGAUGUCUAUGACGAAGUGAUGAUUGAGGGUCGACAACUGUUUGAGACGAUGAUUGAGUCUGCCGAUCGACUGGUCUCAAGUAGCAGCUGGAGGCAAGAGGAUGUCUUCCUUGUGGAGGUUGUCAACGAUCGUUGCGAGACACUCAGGGGCGAGCAGAUGAGGCUGGAGGGACUGACAAGGAAAUCGAUUGAGCUACUGGAGGGCGUUCUGGAGAUGUGGAGGGCGAUUGUGAAGUCAGAAGAGGCCCUAAGCGAGUGGUUGACAGGCAUGGAGCAGGCGGCAUCGCGACCCAAACAAGACCCGGAGACAUCCUUAGCCGAGAAGAGACAGGCUCUAGAGGAAAUGCAGACCCUUCAAAGUGGUCUUAGCCAUAAGGCCGCGGCAAUCGAACACCUCUUGUGCGAAGCCGAGCGUCUCAACCAACAAGUUCCACAGCUUCAGGUAGCCAAGAGAGCCAGACAGCUGUCAAGCCGAUAUCGCGCUUUAGUGGACUUCGUCCAAGUAAGUACACUUUUCUUCCACACCAACGACUUGCAUCUGGAGGUGCGAAUCACUUGUCUUGAGGAACUUUUGCCAACGUCGUGUGCAGCUAUUAAAUUAUGCUCACUGGACUGUAUUUACGCCAAGAUUGUGGACUACACAUCACUUGUCGAAGAAUUUCGCGCUGAACAAACUCCUGCCAGCCAUGUGGAGUUGACUGCGAAGCAGUCUCUUUUGAAGUCAACUCUCAAUAAUAUAACAACAUUGCGAGACUCGUCAGAACUUCGAGACCUGCUGGGCAAUGUUGAACGGAUGAAGACGCACGUUUCGGCAGACGUGGCCGAACGCUACACUCGACGCACUACCGAAAUUGGCGUCUUCGUGGAAGACUCCACGCGUCAUCUGGAGAAAGUUCAGUGCUCGAUCACCUCGAAGCUCGAGGUGUGGGAGAAGUGGUCUUCUCUUGUGACGAAGCUGCAGGACGAGGUGGAACAAGCAAGCUUCGCUCUCAAGCAAGCUAUUGCCGAUUGCAAGAUCUCUGCCACAACCAAUCCCGUUGAAGAACUCAAGGGAAGGAAAGAGGCGCUUGAGAAGAUGCGGGAAUUGCACGCCGUCCUAGCAUCGAAGAAGCCCGAAUUCAACGAGAUUCGACGGAUGGUGCAAGCCAAAGACGCAGAGAUUCUCGACGCCCUGCUUUACCGCCAAUCAAAUGACUUGAUUUCUCGUUUCAAGGCUUUGACUGCGGACGUUCAGACACGCAAGACUCGACUCAAGCGGUCAUGGGAGGGCCUGUUCGCCCUGUCGAACAAGGUCAACGACGCAGACCAGUGGCUUCUGACGGCGUCUGUGAAGAUGGCUGCGCUGAAUAGCGCCUACGCCGACGGACCAAAGGCGAUUGCCUUCCUUGUUCAAAACUGCGACAAUCUUGUCACCGAGAUCUCGCACUUUUUGACCGAUCGUCUGGAGCAAGUAAUCGUGGAGGUGCGCAGUAGCGAGAACUCCAAGAGAAAAAAGAAGAAGAAGAUCACGACGAAGAGGAAGACAUCCACCCGUCUCAGCACAACCAGUGUCCUUCUUAGCCAGCUAGAGACCAUGAAGGAUGAGGCAGAGGGCCUGAUUCAAGUAACUGGUGUCAUCAAGGAAAACCUGCUUGCAAAGGCGUGCAACUGGGAUGAACUGCUGGUGAUUCUUGAAAACGGCGAAGCCUUCGUAGAGCUGCAGCUGCCGAGAUGGUGGAACUCUGUCAUCAGGCCAACGGAGGGCGAACAAGCCACCGCAACAUCGCCACUGCGUCUACAGAUCGACCAACAGCCCGAAGCACUUUCCACCGAGGUUUUACGCAUGAUUAAGGACAUUGAGGUUUUUGGCGUGUGCACGAAUGCGACUGACGAAUUCUUGUGCACGCAGGAACGCCGUUUCCAGCUCGAGAGUUUGAGUGCUCGGCUGUCGACGCCGUGGAGUCCAGUGACGGCACCGCCUGUUGUCCGCAGACGCCUUCAACGCAUCGAUUUGGACGACAACGAGAUCAGUUCCACCGCGUCGCUUGGUGACGGUGGCGUUCAGACAAGUGGGAGCAAGAUGAGGACGCGUGCCGAGAAACUUCUUGGACGCUUAGACGACGAGGUGCAAAAGGUUAGACACACGGUAAUAUUACUGACCAAUCACAUUGCUAUUUUCUUCCUGACCUUCCAGAUGAAAAAAUUGAGCGACCAGCUGAACACGUUGAAGUCACUUCGUGAUCAGCGGGCGUUGUGCGAAAGCGAGGUCGCCGAUUGGCUUAAUUUAAAGGAAUCAGAGGUUAAUAGCCUGAUAUCCAAAAGGGGUACAGGUGAACCAGAUCUCGGCACGACGUCCUUAAAGAACCUCCGCGACGAACUUCUAGCGAAGCGAGUGGUGAUAGACGAGCUAGCCUCGUGGCAACACGGGCUUUUGCACUCGCCGGACGCAGAAGGCAAUACUAUCGGUGAACUCACUGACCACCUAGAUACUCUCGUCCAUCGAAUCGAAAAGCGCAUCAAACUGCACCGAGAGGUUGAGCACCAGGCUCUCGAAGCCUCGCAGUUGAAGUCCGAGGUGCAGGAGGACCUACAGAAAACGAUUCAACGGAUCUCGAUGGGUGAGUCAUCGCGCAGGAUCCGAGGUCUGCAAACUGUGACUAACCUACGGACAGCCCAAAGUUCUCCCAUGACCCCACAACGAGGUCGUUCGCCGCUGACCGUGCAACUUCCACCCAGUCCGGUCACGGGCUCUCUUGAAUGGCUCUGGUAUUCACCGUCCAGUUUGCUUGAACAACCCGCGGACCCAGCUAACCCCACCCACCCACCACUUCAACAACAAGACAUGUCCCCGAGUCCCCCUCGAAUUCCCCUCCGACCGCGCCGUUCAUGUGGCCAAGGUCGAGUGGGUCGAUCAACCCCCCUGAUCAACAUCCAACGCCGUUGUCGCUUUGGCGGUGGUGACGACGGCGGAGGUGGUGGUGGUGGCAGUGGCUUUUCUUCUCCCCAAAGUUGUGCACUCGAUCGAUUCACUGAUCUACGGGUUGAUGCAACACCUCCACCCUCUGUUUCACCCCCUCCAACGCCCCUGUUGCUAGGUCGGUCGAUGUCGCCGUACCUAAUCGGAAGACGAUGGAGACGUGGGAGCUUUCAAGCCUCUCCCAACGCCGUCGCCAGUACCAGCGGGCUUCCACAGUUGACCAAGAAGUUCUCCACCUCCUGCACCGAUCUACUGCCGAGUCGACAAGCACUGCCACCUCCUUCAGGCAUCCGCGCCUUCUAUCUUCAAGGACUUGGAGAGUGUUCGUCCAAUCUAAAGGCCUACUGGGUUUGUGUGCGCUUGGACUUGGAGCGGCGUUGCUCCUGCGCUGUGCCUUUAAACACUUUCUCUGUGGACGCUCUUUUGGCGUUCAUCUGGAUCUUGCUGCAGGAGGUCUAG
This is a messenger RNA of Mesocestoides corti, 13323 nucleotides long. The record is from the annotation of a GenBank genome assembly. Lineage: Eukaryota; Metazoa; Platyhelminthes; Cestoda; Cyclophyllidea; Mesocestoididae.